ACCUACGAAUCCACCUUCGUCUCGCCUGCCGAUGAAACCUUGACCCUUGUCUGCUUUCCACUUUACACAUGUCACUACGAUUUUUCUUCUCAAGAUAAAACGUGAAAUCGUACAAAAUUUCUACACAUUUCUUAAACUUUCAAAAACCUAAAAUAUGUACAAAUUCGUUUUCUUCUUUCUACUUUUGUCCACAAUUGUGACCUCGACACCGGCCCCGGAAAGAAAAAAACUUAUCCGAAUCCCGCUCACAUGGCGACCGAGGCCUCCGGGAGAUAAGGCCAUUGGUAGCGUGGGCCUGUUCAAUGCUCAAAACACUCAGUAUUUCGGCCCCGUUGAGAUCGGCACACCGCAGAAAACUUUCCAAGUCGUGUUUGACACGGGUUCUUCAAAUUUAUGGGUGGCCGCGGAAAGUUGCACGGGAUCCGCGCCGUCUCCUCGGGUCGCCUGCGCUAAUACCGGUUUGGGGUACGAUUCCACAGCCUCCUCGACCUACGUCGCGAACGGGACGGCAUUCCACAUCGGAUACGGCGAUGGAUCCCAAGUCAACGGGACCCUUGCAGAGGAGUCCGUUUCUCUCGGCGGGGUUGCCAUCACGGGUCAAGUCUUUGCGAUAGCCACCACCGAAAUCUGGUCGCCUGGAAGCACCUCCUUCUUUUCGAACGACACCGUCGUCGGCAUCCUAGGGAUGGGGUAUGCCUCUAUUACCACACCCACCACCGGCAUCGCUACCGUGAUCGACAACAUGAUCUCGCAGGGUGCCAUCGACUCUGGCGAAUUCUCAUUUUACCUCGCGCGCGACGCCGGCUCCACCGCCGGCGGGGAACUCAUAAUCGGUGGGACGGACGCCACCUACCACACCGCCGACCCCUUCGUCUACGUCCCCGUAACGGACCAAGGGUACUGGAAAGUAGUCAUGGGUACGAUUACGGUCAAGGGCAACAACGGGGUCACGGGGUCAUAUUGUACAUCCGGUUGCCCCGCCAUUAUCGAUUCCGGAACAACCCUUAACAUCGGUUCGACAAGUGUCGUGUCCAGCCUGGCGGGAAAAGUUGGCGCAGUAUUUAAUAGUUCGUAUGGGAUUUACCUGGUAAAAUGUACCGCAAGAUUGGCACUUCCCUCCAUUUCGAUUGCAUUUGGCGGGAGGAGCUACUCAAUGUCGGGAACGCAGUACACCUUGGAAAUCGGGGAUCCCACGUGGUGCGCGUUCGGGUUUCUGGGCGAUGACAGUGAAGAUUUUUGGAUUAUUGGGGACGUUUUUAUGGGAACGGUGUAUACAAAAUUUGACCUGACUAAUAAUCGGGUGGGGUUCAAUUAUUUGAAAAGCUCGUAUUAACAGAUUUGGGGUAUAUAUAUAUAUUCUUUUAAAAUGAAUUCUGACAUGUGUCAAGUGUCGACAUACGGAAAAAUUAUGCCCUUUAUGCACGGUUCCUUUAUGAGGUACAUAAAUAUAAAUAAUAAGUAAUUUAUAGAAAAUAAGUUGUUAUGUAUUAGAAAGUUUGGGUAAGAGUGGAUAAUAUUUUGAAAUUUUGGAUAAUUCCGUAAAUAUACUAUAGAUUAUCUAUCUAUGUACCUAUACAUUAAAAAUUAUCUGCUAUCACGAUCAUAGAAAUGUUUUCCUGCGCAAUCUCUCCAUUAAUUAGAGUAAGCAUGUAUUGAAUAUUUAUUUAGUUGAAAUAACUAUCAGAAAUUUAAAGAACUCUAGAUCGUAGAGAACUCAUGUAUGUAAAUGAUUUUUUAGAAAACAAUUUAUGCCUCAAUUUAAUCCAA
Messenger RNA from Folsomia candida, 1767 nucleotides. Its product is annotated as lysosomal aspartic protease-like. Gene Ontology annotation, molecular function: aspartic-type endopeptidase activity. NCBI's taxonomy places the organism in Eukaryota, Metazoa, Arthropoda, Collembola, Entomobryomorpha, Isotomidae. The record is from RefSeq and is a predicted model, not a curated record. The coding region runs from base 155 to 1333 and encodes 392 amino acids. Gene Ontology annotation, biological process: proteolysis. The transcript has 3 exons.